This is a messenger RNA of Acanthopagrus latus (yellowfin seabream), 7674 nucleotides long. It is a transcript of the gene myo1d, whose product is annotated as myosin 1D. Gene Ontology annotation, cellular component: cytoplasm; microvillus; myosin complex. Gene Ontology annotation, molecular function: actin filament binding; microfilament motor activity; ATP binding. Lineage: Eukaryota; Metazoa; Chordata; Actinopteri; Spariformes; Sparidae. The record is from RefSeq and is a predicted model, not a curated record. Gene Ontology annotation, biological process: vesicle transport along actin filament; actin filament organization. The coding region runs from base 364 to 3378 and encodes 1004 amino acids. The transcript is spliced from 22 exons.
GCCUGGCGCACGGUGUAACGGGACGAGGAGAUCCUCCUGCGCAAAAGAGGGAACUUUGUAUGGACAUGAGGAUAUUUUCAGGGGAAAACUCGCCAUUUCUGACAGGAAAGAAGGAAUUUUAAGCGACAAAACGCGCUUCUGUCACUAUUUCUAGCUAAAGGAUAUAAUUUUACAGCAGUUUUCUUUUUUUUUUGUCGGUCAUUUGGACAUGACUGCAGUUUGACUUUUUAUGGCGAUGCGCAUCGUCCGCUGAGGGAGAGGAGGCGCGCGCAGAGAAGCCCGCCAAUGUUCACCUGGUGUCGGCGCUUCAAAGAGAGCUGCUGAGUUUAAACUUCGUCUUGAGGGACACGAGACACCGGCGUCAUGGCAGAGCACGAGAGCCUGGAGUAUGGGAAAGCCGACUUUGUGCUUCUGGACAACGUGUCCAUGGAGGAGUUCAUGGGCAACCUGAAACUCAGGUUUGAGAAGGGGAGGAUCUACAGCUACAUCGGCGAGGUGGUGGUGUCCGUCAAUCCUUACCGUGCCAUGAACAUCUACGGCCGUGACACCAUCGAGCAGUACAAGGGCCGCGAGCUGUACGAGAGGCCGCCCCACCUCUUUGCCAUCGCCGACGCUGCUUACAAAGCCAUGAAGAGGAGGAACAAAGACACGUGUAUCGUCAUCUCAGGGGAAAGUGGAGCAGGAAAGACAGAAGCCAGCAAGUACAUCAUGCAAUACAUCGCUGCUAUCACCAAUCCCAAUCAGAGGGCUGAAGUUGAAAGGGUAAAAAACAUGCUGCUCAAGUCCAACUGCGUCCUGGAGGCCUUCGGGAACGCCAAGACCAACCGCAACGACAACUCCAGCCGCUUCGGCAAGUACAUGGACAUCAACUUUGACUUCAAGGGGGAUCCCAUCGGAGGCCACAUCAGCAACUACCUGCUGGAAAAGUCGAGGGUCAUUUUCCAACAGUCAGGCGAGAGGAGCUUUCAUUCAUUCUACCAGCUGCUCAGAGGAGCUCCGGACUCCCUGUUACGCUCUCUUCACAUCCAGAAGGACCCGACAGCCUACAACUACAUCAAAGUCGGAGGCCAGAUUAAGUCUUCUAUCAACGAUGGGGCGGAUUUUAAAGCCGUGGCUGAUGCGAUGAAAGUGAUUGGUUUCACCGGGGACGAGGUUCAGACUGUUUACAAGAUCCUGGCCACCAUCCUACAUCUGGGCAACCUGACUUUCGGGGUGGACGGCGACGUGACCUUGAUAGAGAACACAAAGCUGGUGUCGAUACUCAGGGAGCUGCUGUCCACCAAAGAAGAGAACGUGGAGAAGGCCUUGCUGUACCGCACCGUGGCGACGGGCCGAGACGUCAUCGAGAAGCAGCACACGAUACAAGAGGCCAGCUACGGACGGGACGCUCUCGCCAAGGCCAUGUACGAGCGUCUGUUCUGCUGGAUCGUGGGACGGAUCAACGACAUCAUCGAGGUGAAGAACUACGACGCCAGAGUCCACGGGAAGAACACGGUCAUCGGGGUGCUGGACAUCUAUGGUUUUGAGAUCUUCCAGAACAACAGCUUUGAACAGUUCUGCAUCAACUACUGUAACGAGAAGCUGCAGCAGCUCUUCAUCCAGCUGGUGCUGAAGCAGGAACAGGAAGAGUAUCAGCGAGAAGGAAUCCCCUGGAAACAUAUCGACUACUUCAAUAAUCAGAUCAUCGUGGAUCUGGUGGAGCAGCAGCAUAAGGGCAUCUUCUCCGUGCUGGAUGAAGCCUGCAUGAAUGUGGGCAAAGUCACAGAUGAGGUUUUCCUGCAAGGACUCAACGGCAAACUGGCCAAACACGCCCACUACACCAGUCGCAAGCUCUCGCCGACUGACAAGAGCCUGGAGUUCGACAGAGACUUUCGUAUCCGGCACUACGCAGGAGACGUGGUGUACUCCGUGGUGGGCUUCAUAGAUAAGAACAAAGACACCCUGUUCCAGGACUUCAAGAGACUUCUGUACAACAGUGCUAACCCAGUGCUGAAGGCGAUGUGGCCCGAGGGCAAACUGAGCAUCACAGAAGUCACCAAACGGCCGCUGACAGCCGCGACGCUCUUCAAAAACUCCAUGAUCUCACUGGUGGAGAACCUGGCCAGCAAGGAACCGUACUACGUCCGCUGCAUCAAGCCCAACGAUGUCAAGUCCCCUCUGCUGUUCGAGCAGGAGCGCUGCCGCCAUCAGGUGGAGUACCUCGGGCUGCUGGAGAACGUCAGAGUGCGACGCGCCGGCUUCGCCUACAGACAGACGUACCCUCGCUUCCUGCAGAGGUACAAGAUGAUCUCAGAGUUCACGUGGCCGAACCACGACCUGCCGUCGGACAAGGACGCAGUGAAGAGGCUCAUGCAGGGCUGCGGGUUCGACCACGACGUCGCCUACGGCAAGACCAAGGUCUUCAUCCGCACGCCGCGCACCCUCUUCAGCCUGGAGGAGCAGCGGGCGGAGAUGGUCCAGAGAAUCGUCCUCUUCCUCCAGAAGGUGUGGAGGGGCACCAUCGCCAGGAUGCGAUACCGGCGGAUGCGAGCGGCCCUCGUCAUCCUGCGGGCCUACAGACGCUACAAGGUCAAGUCCUACAUCCGCGAGGUCAACCGGCGCUUCAAGAACGUCCGAGCCAUGAAGGACUACGGCAGGCACGUGAAGUGGCCCACGCCGCCCAAAGUCCUGCGCAAGUUCGAGGAGGCUCUCAGAAGCAUCUAUAACAGGUGGUGGGCUUGGACGCUGAUCAAAGGCCUCUCUCCAGAAGAAGCCCUGCAGGUGAGAGCCAAGGUAGCCAGCCUGGAGGCCCUGAAGGGCCAGAGGGCCGACCUGGGUCUGCAGAGGGCCUGGGAAGGAAACUACCUGAAGCGAGACAGCCCCGACAUGGCUUCAUCCUUCACACUGGUCUCCAGCGAGCUGCAGCGGAAAGACAAAUUCAUGCGAGUUCUCUUCUCCUGCAACGUGCGAAAGAUCAACCAUUUCCACAAGGCGGAGGACCGCGCUGUGCUCAUCACUGACCGCCACCUGUACAAGAUGGACCCCCUGAAGCAGUACAAGCCCAUGAAGAGCAUCCCCCUCUACAACGUGACUGGAGUGAGCGUGUCCCCCGGGAAGGACCAGCUGGUUGUGUUCCACACCAAGGACAGCAGGGACCUCGUGGUGUGCCUGCAGGGCAUGGUGCCUGCCAAUGAGAGCCGCAUCGGGGAGCUGGUUGGCACCUUACUCAGCCACUUCAAGAGCGAGAAGAGGAAGCUGCAGGUCAACAUCGCCAGUCCCAUCCAGUGCAGCAUGAACGGGAGGAAGUGCACGGUCAUCGUGGAGCCCAAGAUCAACCUCACGCAGCCGGACUUCACCAAGAGCCGAUCCGGUUACAUACUGGCUGUCCCUGGCAAUUAAAGCGGGCCGAACAUGGGCGGGGUGGGGGGGUGGGGGGAGAAAAACAGUGACAGCUGAUAUGAAACGAGGCCGAGAUGAUGAUGAUGAUGACGAUGAUGAUUCACUUCUGAUUCACUUCUGAUUCACUUCAUGUGUUUUUCACGCGGUGGCUGCUGAUAAUGUGACGAUUUAUAUAGCAGCUCCGUGGGAGGAUUGGGGUAAUUGAAAAUGCAACGCCAUGCCAAAUUUGACCUGUUUUAUAGAUUUCUAUGCAAUGUUGCUAUAAACGGGGAAGUGCACAAAACGCCUACAUGCAAAAAUGUCAUUCGCUAAAUAGGUUUAGAAAAAUGCACUACGGGAUAAUCCACCGAAGUGGUGUUCUCUUCCUUUUUAACAUCCAAAAUUUCAGAUGAUUUCGCUUUUGUGCAAUAUUUACUUCAACUGAUGACGGAAUAAUGUGGUAGUCAAGGUGAGAGGAGAUUACGCGGCAACUGUUUCUCUGAACCACUCGUGUUGCAUAAUGGGAGUUUAUAAUCCCUGCGAGUUUCUCUGUGCAGAAGCCAGAUCAAAAGUGGAAAAAAAAAAAAAAAAUGAAGUAAGACGAUAUUUAUGUACGAUUAUUGUGUGUUUUGAUGAUCUGAUCAAAAAAAAAAAAAUCGAAAGGAAUGUGUGAUUCGUAUUCUAAGGAAUAAUAAUGUCGACGCGGUAAAUGAAAGGAAACGCGUGGCGUCCACUUCCACUUUACUGAAUGUUUACAAUCACAUGUGGGGACGGAAAAAUGUGAUGCGGUCGGUUCAGUCGGCGUCGAACUCGUUGGUAGUUUGUUAGUCGCGGGAUGUGUUGAGCACGUCCUGAGCGCUGCAGCCUGCUUCAUGCAAAAGCUAUUAAUUUAAAUCCUGCUUCUUAUACUCUCUCUCUCUUUGUAAUACUCUCAUACAGCUUAUAUAUCAAAGGUUAGAAUAUACUUUAUUCAGCACAGCACUUAUAUUGCGUUCAGUAUAAAAAAAAAAAAGGGACAGACUGCAACAGAAGGCAAAUGUAAAGAUCUUUUUCGUCGUAAGGUUUAACGCUCUAGUUUAGCAGCAGAGGCCGGCGCUGUGUAAUCCCGCCUGAACUCCAGCCCCUGAGCGUUUAGUCUCAUUUGCUGUCUUUGUGCUGAGUGAAUAGCUUAGUGACUUUCAUUUGACAAAUAUCCCCCUUUCUCCAUCGCAGAGGAACGAGAGUGUGUGUGUGUGUGUGGGUACGACGGUGUGAGUGUGUCGAUUAGCUCUGUUAGCUUUCCUCUUCUUGGCUCCGAGACCGAGCGUCUGGCGAAUGGCCACGGCGAACGGGCGGAGACAGAAGGGUGUGAAAGUCUGCUGGCCUAGUUUACCUCACUUUUCCCUGUGAGCGGCAGGACUGUUUGGAGACUUGAUUCUCAUCUGCUGCGGCUGCUGCUGAACUCCAUCCACUUCUCUCUCAGCCGAUUCACACUUAUCAAAUCAUCAGCACUCGAACACUUUUUUGCUCCGUUCUCACAAUCUGUCCAAAAAAAAACCAAAAACCGCUCACUCUGCUUUUCAAGCGUUCGCACAUUUACAAUAUGUUCUGCAAACAUUUUGUGGCAGCACAGAAGCUCGUACUUUCUGGCUUUACAGUGUGUUUGAUAUUAAUAUCCAUCCACAAACUGAGGACAUAAGGAGUAAAGAGUUAAUGAAACAACCUCACCGCACGCUAGCAUUAGAGCUAAACUCAGAGAAACCAAGCCCUCAGAAAAGAGCGGCAGGCUUUGAAGCCUGCGUUCGUAGAGGCCGAUCCGUGUGAUAACAUCGUCACGUGAUGCACAAAAGUAUUUAAAUACGGCUGUAGAAUUGUAGCCAUGAGGUCCGAUAACAUUUAGAAAGUCUGGAAGAGCCCAAAAAGUUGAAUAAUUUAUUCUCACCCUAGCUAGCCGAGCCCGAACAGAUUCUUCUCAUGAUCGUUUCUAGCUAGUUUUGAUUAGAGGUCGUCAUGGUGGAGAGAAAAGCAAACAUCACAAACUGUCAGGAUGAGAAAAGACAAAUUGUACCACGCCUCUCCCCUCAGAGAAUUGUCUGUAUUGUCUCGGUGUAAAGACUGCCGGCUGAGGAGCGACAGCCCAAGGUUAUGAAUCAGCGCUCCCUCGGUGUCUGGCCUAGUUGAGGCACUUUAGUCCAGCGAGGAGGGAAACUUUACCACCAGCCUCUUAAGCCGCGGCGGCACAGCCGCUCUAAUUGUUGCCCGAACACCGGUCGUUUAUCUUAAUUAGUUUGCGAGCGCCGGCGUCUUUUUGAGGAAAAGCAAAUCUCCGUUCUACCUCGCGCCGGCUUUUGUCGGCGGCCGACCUUGUCCUGUCGCUCGAUGAGGCACUUGGACGCGGGGAGGAGUUGUUUGGGGAAAAUGGUGCAUUCACAGCGUGGAUUAAGGAAGUGACAUGGGUAGCUUUAAGGAGCUCAGGCGCAGGAGCUGCCUCUGAUGAGUGUGUGUGUGUGUGUGUGUGUGUGUGUGUGUGUGUGUGUGUGUGUGUGUGUGUGUGUGGACUAUAACGCUGCAGCUCUCCAUAUCCUUCAGCAUGGUAAUCUCCCACAGGGCCUCUCCUCCUCUCGACUCCGCUAUUCACCGCUCAUCAUUAGGAUGGACUCCGUGUCACUUCUCACUUCAGCGCUUCUCUCUCGGCUUUCUUAAGGCAAAAAGGGGGGUUGGUGAACAAAGCCUCGCUUGGCCUCCUCCUCCUCCUCCUCCUCCUCUUCUUCUUCUCAACUCCCUCUUCUCUCUUUUUUUUUUCUCCCUCUCUCCUUCCUCUGUCAAAUCACUUCGCUCCUCGCCCACUUGGGCCGACUCUACCAUCCUGCAGGGCAGUGAAGGUUUUUCCUAUUUUUCUGUUUUGUUUUGUUUUUUUUCCUUCCUUCCUUCCUUCAGCCGUCUUGUGCCCGGGAGGCGUGGAAAUAAAAAAGGGAAACUACACCAGCAACAAGAACAAUAGGAGCACCAUGCAGCAACAACAAGUACAUAAGCCAGACAUGUAAAUGCUGUGGAAGCAGAACCUAUUAAAGGAUCAGGAUGAUGUCGUUCUAUAUCUUUAUUAUUACUCUUAACAAAGUGAUUAUUCUGGUGUGCAAACCCGAUUAAGUUGGUUGUCACAGGUUUUUCCUAAAUAACAGUUCAUAAAUGGGUAUGAAGUAAUGUCAAAUAUGAAUUAAAAGGAAAAGUUCACCCAAACAUUUUGAUGCAGUUAUUAUCUACCCACCUUUAUGCUGAUGGAAAGUCAGGUGAAGUUUCGUAGUCCACGAAACAUUUCUGGAGCUUCACGGCAAAACGAUCAUCGCAGUAUUUUCCUAAACAUCUGAAGUAGCCGGGGACUUUUUUUUUUUUUACAUAAAAAAACCCCCCACAUAAAAUGGCUCCAUACAGCUCAUCUGUUGUAAUCAAAGUCUCUGGAAGCCCCAAGAUCCCAAACUGAUUUGCAAAGAUGUUUCUUACACCUCCUUGCCGCGUGGUCAAGCUUGUUGCGAAGCUUAAAGCGUUAGCAAAAGCACCCUGCAUGCUAACACUUUUAGCUUCGCAGUUGCAGAUUUCAGGUUGGAAAAGAUCCCAAACUGAUUUGAAAAGACGUCAUUUCCGCCCUUUUUAAAGCCGACAUGUUUAUUAUUGCUGCUAAGCUAAAAGCGUUAGCCCUGUUUUACGUGAAUGCACGAGCUUGACGAGAAAUAACAACUUUUCAAAUCAAUUUGGGCAGUUUUCUCGAGUUUUAAACGACACUGCACAAGCUGUUUAAUCACAUUAAAGUCGCCAUCUGCUUCAGUCGUUCAGGAGAACGCUGCAGCUCCAGAAAUGCUGUGAAGCUUUUUGUGGAUGAUGAAACUUCACCUUCCAUCAGAACAGAGUUGAGCUGAUAAUGACUGGAUUAGAUUUUCUUGCCGAGCUGUCGUGCCAUUGUGUUUCCCCUUCACUCUCCUCUGUAGCGGGAUCUUAUUGGUAGUUUUCAGUUCAUGUCAGCCAAAGAAUGACGACAAAUUCUUUAUUCAUAAUUUAUUCUAUAUACUGUCGCAUUAAGCAAAAAACAAAGAAAAAAAAAACUGUAUGUAUGCACCACCCAUUCAGCAAGUGCCUAAUUUUAUAUUAAGUUUAUAUUUUGCAUAUUUUGUGAUUACGUACCGUAAGAUAUACUGUAAUAUCCCGAUCAAGUCUAAAGGAAAACUUUACCGUCGUGAUACUGUUUUUGUGCAGAUGUUUUCUGUGUAAAUGCAGAUGAUGCAUUCCAUGAUGUUCCAUAAUGAAAAUAUUUCAUUAAUCAUUUUAUUAAUAAAUUUAUUUGCUUCA